Molecule: messenger RNA, 1059 nt
Organism: Exophiala aquamarina CBS 119918
Lineage: Eukaryota; Fungi; Ascomycota; Eurotiomycetes; Chaetothyriales; Herpotrichiellaceae
Product: fructose-1,6-bisphosphatase
Exons: 4
Coding region: 1-1059 (352 amino acids)
Biological process (GO): fructose metabolic process; fructose 6-phosphate metabolic process; sucrose biosynthetic process
Cellular component (GO): cytoplasm; cytosol
Molecular function (GO): fructose 1,6-bisphosphate 1-phosphatase activity
Source: RefSeq, a predicted model, not a curated record
AUGGCUGCCAACGGAGACUCCAAUGGCCAUAGCACCGGCACUGGCACAGAGAAGAUCAAUCUCGACAUCAUUACUCUGACCAGGUUUCUGACGGAAGAGCAAGCAAAGCACAAGGAAGCCACUGGAGACUUUACACUACUAUGUCACGCCCUUCAAUUCUCGUUUAAAUCCAUCGCCUACUACAUCCGACGAGCUACCUUGAUCAACUUGACCGGUUUGGCUGGCUCCUCCAACACCACCGGUGACGAUCAGAAGAAACUCGAUGUUAUUGGAAAUGACCUGUUUGUCGCUGCCAUGCGAGGCUCCGGCCGCUGCAGAGCGGUCGUCUCGGAAGAGGAGGAUGAAAUUAUCUAUUUCGACGAGAGCCCUGAUGCCAGAUACAUUGUCGCCUGUGAUCCUAUUGACGGCUCCUCGAACUUGGAUGCUGGCGUCUCCGUCGGUACCAUUUUUGGUAUCAUGAAGCUCCCAGACAGUACUAUUGGGCGCAAACCCACUGUGGAGGACUUGUUAAUGCCUGGCACUGAACUGUUGGCUGCUGGUUUUACCAUGUAUGGUGCCUCAGCUCAAUUAGUCAUCACCAUGAAGGGCGGUACUGUCAACGGAUUUACCUUGGACAAUGCCCUCGGCGAAUUUAUUUUGACCCACCCCGAUAUGCGCAUCCCCAAGAAGCGCGCCAUUUACAGUGUCAAUGAAGGAAACUCACUAUACUGGACUGAGAAGACGAAAGCCUACUUCGAGUCUUUGAAAUAUCCUGCCGGCGAGGGUGCCAAGCCAUAUUCAGCUCGAUACAUCGGCUCCAUGGUUGCUGAUGCGUACCGGACAUUGCUCUACGGAGGUAUGUUUGCUUACCCUGCCGAUAAAAAGAGUCCGAAGGGCAAGCUCCGAAUCCUGUACGAGUGCGCUCCCAUGGCCAUGGUAAUGGAAAAUGCUGGCGGUAAAGCUGUCGACUCCAACAUGAAGCGAAUGCUCGAGGUCGUGCCGCAGAGUAUCCACGACAGGUCCGGAAUUUUUAUGGGAAGUCCCGAUGAAUUGGACAAAGUCUUCGAGGCUCACAAAUAA